Messenger RNA from Penicilliopsis zonata CBS 506.65, 1543 nucleotides. RefSeq lists its product as hypothetical. The transcript is spliced from 3 exons. The coding region runs from base 276 to 1418 and encodes 380 amino acids. The record is from RefSeq and is a predicted model, not a curated record. Lineage: Eukaryota; Fungi; Ascomycota; Eurotiomycetes; Eurotiales; Aspergillaceae.
UACACUGCCACUCGCAUCUGCAAGACGCCUGUCGAGUCUUCUUACGGAGUAUUUGCCUGCUUAUUCCUGAGUUUUUACUUGUCAACUGCUACCUGCCAACUGCUCCCGGCAGUGGACGCCCCGCAGUGGUGCGCCCAUAUUCCGGCGCAGCAUGUCUUUAUAUUUGGACUCGCAGAGUCGCAGCUUUGCCGAUAGCACUGUCGAGUUGUUCGUCAGGGGACAUCAUUGCACACACACAAACACAAAUUCAGUCUCCAAAAUACUAGCAAUUCACAAUGAGCCAAAUACACUUGGAUACUGCAGUCGGCAGCGAUGUCCCCGGAGUGAAUCGCCGGUACUCGUUCGUCGAGACGCCGCUCGAGAUGCACCCGGCAGGCCGUCCGUGGAAACAGGAGCCGGUUCCUGCUCUCCCUCCCACUGCAGAACAGUCGGUACCGGCGAUAGUGAGCGAAAAGGAACAGCAAAUGCAACAGGAACAGACCCAGGUUCCGUCACAUCAAUUACAUCCGGCGAAUUCCGCCCCUUACGCUGAAGAUCUGCAGCAGCAGCAACAGGAGUAUCAACAGCAUCAACAACAACAGCAUCAACAACAACAGCAUCAACAACAACAGCAUCAACAACAACAGCAUCAGCAGUAUCAACAAGAAUACCAACAGUAUCAACAGUAUCAACAGUACCAACAGUAUCAACAAUAUCAACAGUAUCAGCAGUAUCAACAGCAGUAUCAGCAGCACGAACAACAGGAGUGUCAGCAACACCAAGAGGGCAUAUCGCAGUAUCCAGUACAGCAAAUCCUCCCCAGCAAAGACGACAAAACAUCGAGAAUCGUUGCACCUGAUACGAACCCGCUCGGCUCUCCGACCUCGUUGCACUUCCCCCCACCGCCGACAGCACGACAUGCCGGAACGAUGCCGCUAGACGACCUGACGGCGUACCAUCAACCCGGCCAAGUUUCCCAUCCGAACCAAGAGAUCAAGGGCGGCACAUGGAGCCAUGGCCUGUGUGACUGCUCGGAUAUCGGGACCUGCUGCCUGGGAGUCGUCUGUCCGUGUGUUCUCUACGGCAAGACGCAGUACCGCCUCUCGCUCAAAUCGAGAAAGGAGAGCCCGACCAACAUGUUGGGCUACGAGUCGUGCAACGGCUCUUGUACGGCCAUGGCUGUUUUGUGUGGCUGCCAAUGGUUCCUGGCUACCAUCCAACAUACCCGUACGCGAAAAGCAUACGGCAUCCAAGGCGACAUCGCAUCCGACUGCGUCCGGGCUACGUGCUGCACCUGCUGCAUCCUCAUCCAGGAUGAAAAGGAGAUCAAAAAGCGCGAGGAGGAGCGAGAAAGAACCGUCCGCUCAGUGGGCGCGAAUUUGGUAUCCCCGUAUACGCCAACAUCCCCAAUGGUAUACCCGAUCUCGAAUGUAGAAUAAUAUCUUCUUCUUCUUCUUCUUCUUUUCUUCUCUUGAUACCCUUUGGCUUGUGUUGAACUGUAUAGAAUGAUACAAUGUACAUACUGAGAUAUAAUACUUGAGAGAAUAAUGAGCUCAUUGCCUAG